This is a messenger RNA of Lethenteron reissneri (Far Eastern brook lamprey), 5463 nucleotides long. RefSeq names its product inner centromere protein-like. Gene Ontology annotation, molecular function: actin filament binding. NCBI's taxonomy places the organism in Eukaryota, Metazoa, Chordata, Hyperoartia, Petromyzontiformes, Petromyzontidae. The record is from RefSeq and is a predicted model, not a curated record. Gene Ontology annotation, cellular component: actin filament; bicellular tight junction; adherens junction. Gene Ontology annotation, biological process: actin filament organization; bicellular tight junction assembly; epithelial cell morphogenesis.
CGUGGUGGGUUAGGGUCGUUGACGUCAAUAAACGUCACCUGUGGGGCGCGCCUAGGAGCACAUUCUUGCGCUGAUCCAGGUGUCCGACGCACAUCCACACGGCUGGGUUUGACUCCGGGAAGAGGCUCAUCCGACAGACGCCGCUGCCACCGCUGCCACCAUCGCCACUGCCGGCCCCAUGGCGUCCAUGAACCGUCACACGGGCAGCGGCGAGGGCAUCGGCUCCAUGAGGCGCGUCCCCGCACGCUUCUCAACGCUCCCCUCGCUCCCUGGCGGCGGGCGGCUCAACGGAGGGCCCGGCGGGGGUGGCUCGGGCACCCUGGGACGCCCGUGGGGGGCGACGAUGGAGGGGGGUGCGAUGGGGAGCCCAGGGAACGGCCCGGCGAUGAUGGAGGGGGGCGCGAUGGAGAUGUCCCCGGGAGGCGGCGGGGGCCCCUUGUCGCCCACGGCAUACGACGUGCGCACCGAGACCUUCGAGCUGCCCAACAUCUGGAGCCUGUUCGCCUUCAGGAACGUGGGCAACGCCGGUGGAGAGCAGGUGCGUGCGCGAGGCCCCGCGGCCCUGCAGAGGAACGUGAGCUUCCACCGCUCCAGCUCGCGCUCGCGGGCACCCGCGCCAUCUUCCUCACGCGACACUCUGCGUAGCACCCUCGACACCACGCUGCGUCUCUUGCGGGGCGUGGGGCUCUCCGAUUAUGAGGAGCGGGAGUUCGAGGCGAGCAUCCAGGACCUGGCGAACCAGGUGCGAGAGAUCGAGGCCGAGGAGCGCGGAAACGUCGACAGCAAGCGUCAGCAGCAUCUGCUCGCCCGGAAGGAGAUGCUUUUGGUGAACCUCAUCCUCAUCCAGAACGACCUCCUGGGAUACAAGGCCCGCAUGCAGGGGCAGCGCUACAGCCAGAGCAGCGACGAGCAGGACUGGGUGUUUGAGGAAUCGACAUCGAAAGGGAGCGGAGGCGGAGGUGGAGGAGGUGGAGGAGGUGGAGGAGUCGUGGAGCAGAGGACGAGCGAGAGCUGGAAACGUCGCGUGGAGAGACCGCCGACCACUUCGUACACCGCCAACAACCACACGAUGAGAGGCCGGGCGAGCAAGGUGGAGGUGAUGCACACGGAGCCGCCGCGACCCGCCAGGCGCCUGCCCUCCCCGGCCGCCCCCACGCCCCACGAGCAGCACUCCGUGUCCCCCCUCGUGUCGCCUCCUCCGGUCGCUCCACCUCCCCAGCACCAGUUCCCCGUGUCCCCCGCGCCCCCCAGCCCGAAAACGCUGUCGCGGCAGCACGACGCGCUUCUCAGCCAGGAGCUGCAGCCGGUGAGUGAUCUGCUGGGAGAGCUGCGCGGGACGUCGAGCGAACUCUACACCUGCCUGGAGACCAACGUGCAGGGCCUACGUACCAGGCUGAAAUCCCUGGACAGCCCAGCGAUAAAGAACGACGUCGACAACCUCGACCUGAAGAUCCCGGGAGGGACGUCCGACACGGUGCGCUUGCACCUGCGGGGACUGCUGGAGGUGAAGUCGUCCAUGGAGAGGGCCAUGAAGCUGGUGAUGGGGACCUUCGGGGCGCUCACCACCGAGCUCGCCCGUCUGCAGGAUGAUGUCCGGAGCUCGGAGAACGCUCGCUUGCACCUGUCCGAGGAAGCCGUGAAAAAGGGGCAACUCGCCGAGCAGUACUCCCAGCUGGCGAGCAACCUCCAGAAAAACAACCUGGAGCUGCAGCAGUCCCUGGCAUCCGGCACAGCUGACUCGCUGAGCCUGCAGGAAAUGAAGCGAGCGUUGCAGGCGGCGCGGAGCGAGUGCGAGUCUCUGCAGCGUAAGAACGAGUCGGUGCUGCAGCAGCAGAGGCAGCAGCAGGAGCAGUACCAGGCACAGCUCAUGUCCCUGAAGUCGGAGAGGGAGUCUUCGAACCAGGCGUCGAUGGAGGAGAUGCGACGCCGCUACGAGUCGCAGCUCGCUGACCAGGCCGCCGAGAGGGACAGGGAGGUGUCCAGCAUGAAGAUGAGGAUCGAGAGCUUCCAGCAGCAGAGCCAGAGCUCGAGCCAGGGCAGUGACCAGCGCCUGGCGGAGCUGCAGCGCACCAUCUCCCAGCAGGAGCAGAUCAUUGCCACGCUCCGCGAGGAGAUGGAGAGGUUAAGGAUGUCCAUGAGCCAAAGGUCGUCCACGCAGUCGUCCACCGUGGUGAACACCACCGUCAAGCGGGAGACGGAGUACCCGUAUCUGCGCCUGGUGCCCACGUAUGGAGAGUGCGUGUACAGCAACUACUCCGUGCAGAACGCCGGACACCACGGAGACAGCAGAGUCGCGAGCGAGAAGGCAACCAAGACCGUCCGAUUUGCGUAAUCCGAGAGAAUCUUCUAAAGAGGAAACGCAUGGUGCCACGUCCACACGCGGGAGCGCAGACUCACCAGGAAAUAACUUGCCCCAAUGGUCAGCAACCAGUACAUCAACUGGGCAUGUAUGGGUAACCCUCUACAGACAACAACAACAACGGAUGCCAAUUGCCCGCUAAGUGAUGGGGAUGUCACCACGGCGUUUGUGCGAGGCUUAGUGCACUUUGAAGCCAUCGCGUGAAGUGUCAAGGCUUGCUGUGGCAGACCCAUAACACCUGGGUCUGUUCCCAGGUGUUAAUGGGUUAAUUCUACAAAUGAGCACACGGAGCUAUGCACUCAAAUGCAUGCACACGUCCUCGCGUGCACACACACGGAUGCAUAGGUUGCUGGCCAAUGUCACUCUUCAACGUGAACAGAAGCACCGCAAUGCUUUUGGUGCAGGUUAAUUGGGUUUGGGUUUCUGAAUUUUCUUAAUUAUUCUUUUUAUUUAGCUUUUUGUACACUUUAAUGUGUUAACAAAAAAGAAUUCAUUUUUUUAUUUGUUACUGUUUAGUAGUUUAGUCAAAGAAUAACAUCAUUUUGGGGAAACUGAAUGUCAGGUGAGUGGCGACGCAUUCAAUGGCACUUGGAUUAUCUCAGUUGGCUACGUACGGCGCGAAGGAAGCUCAACUUAGGUUUUUUUGGUAAAGUCACGUAGGUAAAACAUUAAAAUGAAUAAAAGUAAAAUCAAAUUUUUAUUUUAUUUUACUAAGAAUAUGAAUCCUUGCAGUCACGAAAGCUUCAAAUCUAGAAGGAAGCUCAACGUGGGUAUACAAUUCUACACUCCCGCCAGCUACACCGUCUCGUUCAUCCCAACCUCGGGGGUGGAGGGUUGGCACCGGAUUCGGACGCGGAGAGAACUUCGCACCCCCACGGCCUGCACAGUACCCAGUGGCACGAACCACGAGUCCUGCUCCCCGUGCAUUACGCCAAUGCCUACACUGCACUCAUUGUUGGGGGGGGGGGGGGGCUAUUUGACCAUACUUUACCAUGCUGGUUCGUGCGGGUUGUCUAAAGGCAGGGGAGGCAUAGACGUGAGGGCACAGUAGCGGUACGAUUGAUGCUGCUGUGCCGCCACACCUCUGGUUGCACACACUCAGCGUAGCUUGUGACAAAUGGCCCGGAAUAGGUGCGCGAUCUCAGGAGCUAAGCAGGUUGAGCCUGGCUAGCGCUAGGAUGGGCGACCACCGUGCAUUAAACAGGUGUCACAGGCUGCGGUGUGGAGAUGCGUGUGGCGUGACCAACGUGUGUUGAGAAAUACGUUAAUAAAUAACACGGGCCCGUUCGCUAAUUUUCUAGAUUAUUUUUAAAACCCACAUUGUCUACGUUUUUAAUAGUGUAAUGAAAUCCAUGCGUUUUUAGCGCUUUACUGAAUGAAUGCUACUGUAAUGAUGUAGUCAAUCAUUUAUCUCAGAAGACAUGGAGGACCCUGCAAUGGAAUAUUUGGCCAAUUACAUUAAGGAGUGUUGGUCGUGUCGAAUGGAAAACAGGAUUACCCAUAAAAAAACCGCGCAAGAAGGGAGUAGCAAUCAAAGGCCCACGCAGAUAGAAUCCAGAAUUUGUAUUGCCAUUGCUGGUCACCUCACAGCCCAAGUCUUACAACACCUGGCAUUCAGUCACCCACAAGAUUAUCCCAGGCGGUGGUGGUUAUACAAUGGCUAUAACCUAGUCUGGGAAAACUAGACGAAAGACCCAUGAUCAGGGGAGAGACAAUAACUGACCACACGUCGGAGGGGUGUCUGUACACAGAUUGUCCUUGGCAAAAAACAGGCUUACGUGGCUGUGGAGACCACUUUCGAGGACAAUGUUUGAGCUGUGACUUCGUAACCCUUUCGAGGACUUUUCAAGCUAUAUUUGAGAUGCAAUGGACAUUUUCAAAAAUGUCAGGGCCUAGCAUUAAAGACUGAGGAAUCGGAGAUACCAGCAGCAGUCUUGAGGGUAUUAGAAAUGCUGAAGGCAUUGACGGUGGCAUGAAUUGAAGCCCCGUUAAUGAAAGGGGGGACACGUUGAGAUAUGAGUUUGAUGGGUAGAGAAUACAGGAUAAAAAAUAUUUUUUUAAUUGAUUUGUAGAAUUAGUACAUGCUACUUUUUAGCAAAGUAGUUUGCCCACCCCUGUGCAGUAGCGCACUACGAUGAGCUACAAAGUCUUAACACGAUUCAGCAUUUACUUACUUGUACCUCUUUUCCACUGUAGACUUGAGCUUCGACAGAGCAAAGCCAGCCAGGCUGUUGUUUUUUCCAUGACAGAAUCCGAGCCGGGCUGUUGACGUCACACGGAAUUUACUAUGUUGAGUCGCAUGUAGAUGACGCGGUGACACUGUCCUCACGGCGUACUAACUGACGUCACACACGAUGAACAAAUCAUUUGCGCUGGCCCUGUUUGGCCAUGUAUUUUACUCGGUGAGAGCAAGAGGCCAGAAUGAGUCUCAUUUGCCAACCAUGAUCUGGGGGAAUCAUUCCACCAAAAUGGAGCAAUUAUCCCUUUGCAUCGUCCUAAAUGAGUAAUUUGCGGGUACUUUUUGGCAUUUCGCAGAUUUGGACCCUAAUGCCCACACACGUUGGGCCACCCUUGUUACUCGCAUCAGGGGAUAUUCAACGUCCAUUUAAGCAGAGAGCAUGGUAUUAUUGCGUUUGUUACACCGGCAUUAUAAUAAUCGGGGCGGCUGGUUGAUUCGAACCUCGAACCUCUGCAACAAGCGGCGAACAAGCUACUGGAAGGGGCCAUGUCCAUCGCAUCAAGUUCUCCAAGAACGUAUCGUGAGGCUCGCGUACCGCUGCUCGGUUCUGGCUCUGCUCAGCAAAUGGCUAGUGGAAAAACCAUCCAAAUACGGCGGCCAACUAAUAUCGCCAGUGGAAAGAGGGGUAUGGUAAUUAACACUGGGUUUUGUACACGGGUGGUGAGGAAAAUGGUUUAAGUAUGUGGACACGCGCGCGCUCGUUAUGCUCUGCUUUAGUACUUGCACGCUGCAUGCCUGGCGAGGUGGAGGUUCGACGAGUUUGUAAGGGAGGUGUCGGGGUGUUUUCCGUCCAUUUGGCAGCGAUUGUCAACACGCUGUUCAUGUAACUUGGCCAAAAUAAACAGAAGUCUGCAUGCAUCUUUAA